GCUCAUAUUUCUGAAUCAUCUGCACAUUUCCGUUUUGGUGGUUCGUCUUCACGCAUACGCCGCCUCACACCGCUGCUCCGGCGAGGGUAAUCAUGGCGACAGUUUAUUCUCUUAGUCAAUUCUUGCUUCAAGAUAACGACCCUGAAAUGAUAUCGGUUACAACCACGGGGGAAAAAGUCAACCCCGUUUUUAGGUUUCAAGACAUAAUACAGCCAGAACUAAAUCUGAACCUUUUGAAAGGGUUGCAACAACAUCUUGGUCUUAAAAGACCUACACGGCUCCAGUCUAUCUUCCUGGGAUUAGCAUGUGAGCCAUUGUUUCACCCUCUGAUCGUUCAGUGUCCGCCUACUUCCGAGAAGAUCAGGUGCUACGCCUUCACCCUUCUACUUCACAUCAAGACUAGUGUGAAACAACCACAAGCAUUGUGUAUUGUCCCAAGUAAGGAGGAUGGUGAAGAGGUUUUAAAAGCAGUCCAAGAAAUGGGCAUUUUCAUGGAUAUUUCGGGAGUGGUGACUGACAACAAGGUAAAAGGAGAUGAAAUCACUUCUCAAGUGGUAAUAGGAACACCGGCAGUUGUUGUGAAUCUUUUUUUUUUGAAAGGCUAACUUCAUUAACAACGCCGAACCCGCAAACCGGGACGGACAAACAAAAACAGGCUUACAUAUUUACAAAUUUACACCAAUCUCCCCACUCAAAACUACCUUUCUUCACCCUAUGUUUAAACCAAAAGAAGCUAACAACCAUAACCUCGCUAAACACUUCUUCAAUACUACUACUUUUGCCGUUAAACCUCGAGUUAUUUCUAGCCUUCCAAAGAACCCAACACGCGGAGAGAACGAUACCAUGGAUAGCAUUCCGCUCCACCGACCUUCUAUCUCCGAACUUAUGAAUAUCGACCAGGUCUCUGAAAGAAAAAAUAAAAAACUUCGGGAUCCUGCACCAAAAACUGAUUUUCUCCCACAAACCCAAAGCUAGAGGACAAACCGUAAAAAUAUGUGUCACCGAAUCCAAACCUUCAUUGCAGAAAUAACACCCAUCAUCAAUCAGGACCAUACCUCUUUUUUCAAGCGACUCCACCCCUGAUGCGUUCAAAAAGACUGGCUACUAAAGCCCUCCAAGUCAUUGUAUUUGAUGAUUGUAUAUGGAGACUUAGGAUAUCUGAGCUUAUGAAGCUUAUUAAGAAAAACACACAAGAGUUUUUUCAGAUCCUCAUUUUCACAUCAUCUGUGAACGAGGAAGUCAAUAAGAAGUGCAACGAAAUAUUGGACUGCAAGGCUCGCAACCGGUUGUAUGUAAACGAGACCGAAUUUGCUAUUGACCAUUCCAAGCACAUGAAAAUCACGUUGCCAGCCACUUCUUUAAAAAGUAACUAUAUUGUCAAAGUGUUGGACUUUUUUACUUGUAAAGAUUGGGGUCAAAUCAUAGUUUUUGUCAAGGACACUCAGACCAUGUGUAGUGGUAAGUUGGUAUAAUGCCCCCACCAUGGGGCAUUAUCCGACACGUGGCAUAUUAGUCAGCAAGGGGGCAUUAUAGCAAAAAUGGUGUAGUGGGUAUAAUGCCCCAUAAUGCCCCAUUCGAAAGAUGGGGGGUCGAAAGAUGGGGGGUCGAAAGAUGGCAACGGUCGAAAGAUGGGGGGUCGAAAGAUGUCAACGGUCGAAAGAUGGUGAAAACCAAGUUAAUCUCUUAACACCAUGUUAGUUAGUUUAGAUAGAUAGUAUUAGUUUAUUAUUAAAGUAGCGGUUACAAGGCGGUUACUAAAUUGAGGGAUCAAAGUUGACAACAUGGAACUUCAUAACUACCCUCACUAAUCGAAGAGGUGUGUCCCUCACACACACCCUUACGGAACCGACUCCAAGGAAAGGAUCAAGAGACACGAUGGUUCGGAUUGAAUGGCUGGAAAUCAACAUACCCUUUCAAGAUCAAUCUCAACCACACAAUC
Helianthus annuus (common sunflower) is the source of this 1939-nucleotide messenger RNA. Its product is annotated as ATP-dependent RNA helicase dbp5-like. The transcript has 4 exons. Lineage: Eukaryota; Viridiplantae; Streptophyta; Magnoliopsida; Asterales; Asteraceae. The coding region runs from base 93 to 605 and encodes 170 amino acids. The record is from RefSeq and is a predicted model, not a curated record.